GGCUGAUGGACGUGUAUUUAUGUUGUGUUUAUUUUUAGUGAUGCUGGACUGAAACACGACAGAAGAUGGUUCGUGUCACUUUAUCAGCUCUGCUGGUCAUCCUAACCUACUUGCACAAUGCAUCAUCAAAUCUUGGUACAAGUUUUCUAGUCACGUGUCCUGAUAGUCUUCUAGCUUCCGCAUACAUUGAAUAUAUGCUGUACGUCAAUUCACCGGACAGUUCAACAAACAUUGUAGUCGCCACGCCCCUAUUGGGCUCGAAUAUUUUUACCGGAAGUGUGGGACAAGGCGAAUCGAAAGAAAUUCUCUUGUCAAGCACCUACAUGAUCAGAGGGACGGGUACAUCGUCGUACGCCGUGGUGAUAAACUCGACCAGUGACGUGUCUGUUUAUGUCGUUUUGAAACCAGGUGGUGAUGGGUAUAUGGCGCUACCCGUCGAUGCAUUGGGUACAGAGUAUUACGUAAUGACGUAUUGUGAUCAUCCGGGACACAAGCCGUGCGAGUUUACAAUUACAGCAGCCGAACCAAGUACACAAAUCGAGGUCACACUCUCUAUUAUCAACACCAGUGCGACCGUGAACCUCACUGGAACCAUUUACAGGCAUGGCGACGUCAUCACAGAAACGUUGAUACAAUAUCAGACGUUACAGAUACAAUGUGACUAUGAUCUGACCGGAACUUUAAUCGUAGCGAAUCGCAGAGUGGCCGUCAUUGGUGGGGGUGCAGGAUCCACCGUGUCACUUGGAGCAACGCCGGGAGUUCUUCUGGAGCAGUAUCCCCCGGUCUCUACGUACGGAACAGAAAUACUCGCCAUACCAUCCCAAUUUGUGAAGUCCGCCCCUGGAGAUUAUUAUCGCAUCCUGGUGGCCCAUCCGUUUACAACCAUCCAGAUUGGAGUUCAGAAUCGUAAAUUGAUCCGAGAGGCUGGGGACUGGUUUCAAACAAAUAUCUCCGAUAUCAGCGUCAUCUCCUCUGAUAAACCAAUUGUUGUGGCACGGUUGACGCUAAGUUCGGAAACUGUGCCCAGUGACGAACGCCCUACCCUGAUGAUCUUAGUGCCCAUCGAACAAUUUUUACCUAAAUCGACAAGCGUGCUGCUUCCGAAAAGUAACACACCGGAUAAUAAAGUAAUAUUAGUAUCCAAGACACCAGGACAUACUUCAAUACAAAUCAACUCCAAUUUACAAGAUCUGGGUUGGACUCCUGUAGCCGGCGCCAAUCUUGUUAUUAAAUAUUACACAACAAACGCCUUUAACGCCCAGCAGAUAUCGAGCCCCCUGGCGUCAUUUACCGUUUAUUAUCAAACCAACUCUGAUGAAUAUUCCACAAGUUAUGUUGGUGGAAUGAUGUUUAAUGUCUCUAAUCCUCUGUGUAUUGUGAGUGACACAGGCCAUGGUGAUACAGUAGACAACGACUGUGAUGGUUUGAUAGAUGAAGACAUCUGCCCUUUUAAUAUAGAUCAAGCAGUAUCUGGUCAAGACUGCAAGGAAUUCGUGUCAGGUGAACGAGAUUCAUAUGGUAGAAGAUUUGUUAUGGCAUUCCCUGGCAACAUGCAAGUAAUUAAUAUGGAUGCUUUAUAUUUGGUGUUCUCUAGUCUGUCAUCUUUAUCUGUAACGGUGACAGUUAAAACACCACUUGAUGAUACCAGGCUGCUUAUCUCUAGAACCUUCCAGACUAGUGACUAUAUUUCCUUCUCUGAUGAAUUGGAGAUGCAUGGCGAAGGUGUAUCUGAUUUAGGAAUACUAAUAGAGGCCAGUGAAGAAAUAAGCGUGUAUUCGAUGUCUGUUAAAAGCGCAAGUGACACGUCAGCAGGGGCGACUCGUCUGAUUCCAACUGAAUCCAUAGGGAAGGAUUACUACGCAGUAACCACUUGUCUAGUAGGCAGCUGUCAGAUCACGAUUGUGGCAGAUCACCCAGCAACAAUAGUAAAGGUCCGCCUACAUUUCAGCGAUUCUUCCGCGCGAUUGCAAUAUGGCGGCCAGAAUUACUACAGCGGGGACUUCAUCACAGAAACAUUAUCACAGUAUCAGGUUUGGCAAUUACAGAGUAUCCAUGACUUAACCGGGACUCGGAUAUUGGGGAACAAACCGAUUAGUGUUUUUAGUGGUGCUAACUAUACCCAAUUUAAAAUCAAACAACAAAAGGACCAAAUGGUAGAGCAGUUAUUUCCGGUCAAUGCUUGGGGGAAAGAGUUCAUAGUUAUCCAGACCGCAGGGAGAAUGGGAACGACGAAUUGUUAUUUCUCAGUGCCAUCAUGCGCUGAUACCGUGAGGGUAAUCGCUGCAGAGGCAAACACCGCAUUAACUAUUAAACACGGAUCCAAUGAGAUAGGAUCGACCUACAAUUUAGACCUUCCCGGUGACUGGAUACGUUUUGAUCUCAUAAAUGACACGGCUUACAUAACGAGUAACAAAGGUAUAUCGGUGAACCAACUCAUGUCCGAUGGUGUGAAAGGCGAUGCCGCACUUCUAGUAAUAGUUCCAGUUGAACAGUAUGCGAGCAUGGACAUCCUUCGAAACGUACCUGAUCCUGAACCAGCAAUAAAUAAUUUGAUGCUAUCAACCGAAACCGAUUUUGAAUCUUCUAUAUUUGUAAAUAGUAAUCCUAUAAUUCCUCCAUGGGAGACCUUGCCCGGUGGUAGAAGCUUUUACCGGACGGAAGUAACCGACACCGAAACACGUGUGUCGACGGCGAACUCGUCAAUACGUGUUGGUGGUUAUUUGUAUGUGAACAAGGUGUCUGUUUUCAGUUCCCACAUUUUAAACAUAGCCUCCUUUUUCCUUUGGAUAAAUACGCCGUGUGAAAUAACGGAUGCUAUUGCCGGUGAUGGUAUAGAUAAUGACUGUGAUGGUGCCAUUGAUGAAGAACCAUGUGAUGAAACGUCACCAGAAGCGACAAGCAACUCGAUUAUCACAGGUGAACAUUUCAUAAUUGGAAAGUGUAGAGAUAUGGACAAUGUUGGCGCUAUACCGUAGUAGACGUGUGGGGAUAUGGACAAUUUUGGCGUUAUACAGUAGUGGGUGUAUAGAGAUGUUAGCGCUAUACAGUAGUAGGUGUGUGGAGAUGUGGACAAUGUUAAAACUGUGGGAAAUCAACAUCAACUAAUCUAAUCUCG
Patella vulgata (common limpet) is the source of this 3115-nucleotide messenger RNA. RefSeq lists its product as uncharacterized. Lineage: Eukaryota; Metazoa; Mollusca; Gastropoda; Patellidae. The record is from RefSeq and is a predicted model, not a curated record. Bases 66 to 2975 code for a protein of 969 amino acids. The transcript has 8 exons.